AAGGACAUUUUUUUUCAGUUGGUACCUAACGCAUUAUAAUUUGAGAUAAAAUAAUGACGAAGUGUUUUAUGGUUUGCCGAUACAACAUCUUUAUACCAUAAGAACGGACUGGUGUUAAAAAUAUAUUGUUAUAGUGCGUAGAUCCACGAAGAGAAAAUGUAUAGAAGUAAGAAGGACGUCGAUAAACACGUGGAAAGUCUGUUGUAUAAAUUGUCACCAAAAGACUUUAAAAUUCGAGCUUACUCAAUAGCUCGAUUAUACUACGAGGUCGGCGACUAUGGAAGCUGCCAGAAGUAUGUGGAACAAUAUCUGUCACAGAAAUCGAGUAAUGCAGCCGCCCAUAAGCUCCUAGGACUCGCAUUUCAAAAGUUAGGACAAAAGGAAAAGGCACUUGAACAAUUUAAGAUCUCUCUUGACAUUGACCCGGCUCAGACGGCGACUAUUUUGGAUGUUUGUGAGUUGUUGGCUGAUGAAGAGGUUACACUGGAAGUAGGAAGAGCUAAAUAUUGGUGUGAAAAAGCUGAAGGCACAUUUCCUAAGCAUCCUAUUACAUUUCGACUUAAAGAAAGACUUUUAUCCCAAGCCAACCCAGAUCCAGCGGCUUUAGAAAAAUUAUUAAAAUCAGAAUUAGCAGCGCGACCUAAAGAUGCUAUCCUUCAUGCCAGGCUACUCAAGCAUUAUCUACAAACAAACCAAAUCAAAGAGGCAUGUGACCAUAGCUGCAAUGUUGAAUUUGACAAUAGUUACUUCACCAGCAACUAUACAUGGUAUGAAACAUUGACUGAAAUCCUAAAAUAUAAUCAAAUAAAUAAAAAUGAUUGGAUAUAUCAGCUAUUGCUACUGACAGUCAAAGAAAAAUUGUGUCAUCUUAGCUUAACAGAAGUUCCAAAUAGUACAUCAAAAAAUUUAUUACAAUGCAGUGAUCAUUUAUUUGAUUAUGAUCAAUCCAUAAAAAUUGUGUCUAAAGCUGGUCCACCAUCUGGAUAUGGCGAAUUUCAUAGGAAUUUGUUGCAACAUCAUUGUGGACAACUGGCAUUCCAUGCAGCCACAUAUUUACUGAAGAAAGCUAACAAAGACCAAAUUAGCUUCUCUGAUGCUACUAAACAUUCAGCACCAUUGAUGCUGAUAGCCUGGCAAUCAGAACCCAUUGACCUCAAAAUGAAUUGGCUUAAUCAUGCUUCCAACCACCAGCAAAAGGCCGCACGUCAAUGGUUUUUUGAAGGUUCAUAUAGGUGCUCCCAAGCUGGUCAUUACAUACUAGCCAAUUUGAACAACAACUUCUUUGAUAUCGACCAAAUAUCUCAACUUUCUUCGGGCACUCAUUGGCGAGAUAAAUUAUUUGAGAAAAUAUUUACAAAUCAUGACCAAUUAAGCAAAAUGGAAUCAUCCUUCAUAGCAUCAGGUGCAUUUACUCCACCAGUAGUGAGGCUACCACAGAAAUCUGAAGUCCAAAGAUAUGAUGAAAAUGCACAAAGAGUUUAUCCCAAUUCUCUACAUCAUUUUGUAUGGAUGCUUCUUAAUUACAAGCAAAUAUCAGAAUUUAAAUGUACAUUAUUUGACAUGUUAACAUCAUCAACGACAAGCUGUGGACCGGAAACCUUAAGUAAAAUAGACGUUUUAGCAUUUCUGUAUUGUGCCACUCUCACUUCUGAAAGCAAGAAAGGUCAAAGUCAAAACAUAACGAAGGACAAGCCGAACAUUCUUCCUGCGAACAUUACUCAGCUUCUAUGUUCACUGCCACAAAUGAAGUGGUGGGACUGUGCUUAUAAGCUAAGUCAAAAUGAGCUUGGUACAGAGUACACAGACAUACGUUCUACAUUAAGCAGGGGUAUUGAGGUGGUUAGAUGUAUUGAUAAUCAUGGCUUGGACCCAGAACUUUUGUGUUUACUAGGCAGAAUAUUUAGCAGUCAUGCUAAUGCAACUACACCUGCAGAGGAAAAAAGAAGUUUUGAAGAAAGAGCUCUUCUAUUUUAUUCAGCUGCUUUGCCUCUUUUAGACAAACUUAAAUCCAAUAUAACAGCCAGAUCUAACAAUAAAAGAAUGUUUGAUUAUGUUCAUAAAAAUUUGGGUCCAAAGGAAUUGAAUUAUCUUAUUGAAGAAAGUAAAAUAUAUGUUGCUAUUCAUCAUUUGAAUGAUUGUGACUAUGAAAAAGUUGUUGAUUUACUUUCAGACUUAAAGUCACCUCAGGCGUAUUAUCAUUUAGGUGUAGCAUACAAAAAAAUUGCCCUUGAUGAGAAAAAGCAUUCCAAAAGUUCUGAUAAGGAAUCAAAAUAUCUUAUAAUGUUAAGUAAAGCCAAACAAUUUGCAUACAAAGGAUUACAUAAAAUUAAAGAGACCGAACAGUACCAGUCUACUGCCUUAUACACUGACAUUCAAACAUUAAUAGAAGAAACGGAAAUACUGUUUAACAAAGCAGAUACAGAUCUUUCUAACAAUGCUCUGUGUGAAAAUGAGAGUAAAUACUUAUCAGAUGAAUGUGAUUCUUUGGCAUAUGGGGAACCUCUGACUCUCAGAAGUCAGUCAAAUACUUAUCGCAAUGUGAGCUCAACACCAAAGCUUAAAAAGCAUAAUAUCCCAAAUUCAGACAACUUUCGUACGGCCAUUGAUUCUCAAAUAUUGAAUAACAGUCAAGCAGAUAUGUCACACAUUGAACAACUAGAGAAACAAAUAAAAAUUUUACAACAUAGAGAUACAACUAUAAGUGAUUUCAUGGAGCAGACCAAGGAAUGGUUUCAAGAAAAUCGAAAGUUGGGCAACCAAAUUAUAAGUACUAUUAAUAAUAACAUUGAAAACACAACUGAGCAAUUCAAACUUUUAAGAAUAUCUGUUGGACAAGUGAAAGAACAAAUUGAUGAGUGUAGGAAUGAGUGUAAAGAUGUUGCAGACCUAAAGAAACAAAUUGCUGAAUUGAAAAAGGAAGUAAAUAAGUUAAAGAAACCUGCCUAUGAACAACCUAUAGAUGAUAUCUAUAAUUUGGAGGAAGAGUAUCGAAGCAAUGAGAAUUCGAAUUUUGGUACCCAAAUUCCGUUUCCACCGCAGCAAGUGAUACCACCUUUUGCGCAACGUUUAAUGCCUCAAUUCCUUCAACAAUCUUCUAAUCCAUAUCUUUAUGGACAAAACUUUUACAAUCUAUAUAAUCAAUUUUCCCAGUUCCCGCAAGCUCCUACAGUUCCUGGAGCUCAACCAAUAUUUGACCCCACAAGAACACACAUGAAUUAUUCUUCUGUGUACCCCAAUCCAGAACAAAUAUAUUUAGAUGCAGCACAUUUAGUUCCACCUAAUGUAACUGCAACCCCACCUGUACAAACAGUGCCGAGCGCUGCUGCCUCGUCUAUAAAUCCUCUGUCUCUAGCUCCUGCAACCACAGUCACAACAACAAAAUCUUAUGCAAUGGAGCUUAAAGACAUGGGAAAAUCUUUGCCUGUUAAUGUUGUCAUUACUUCAUCGGACCCUUUGCCAACAUGCACAACUGCACCCCAACCAGUCUUAAGCGUUACAAUACCAACAAAGCACAUUAAGGGGAGCCCUCAUAAUUACCAAAUUGCCUUGCCUACAACAAUUAAUGACGUGAAAUUAGUUAAGCCACCUGUGUAUACAUUCCCUUCAUCAGGAAAUCUGUCUGGUACAAUUCCUUCAUCGACAUCUGUUUCUUCAAUAUUGAGCCAAAAACCCAUAUUUAUGACCAAUCAGUUGAAGACCACAAGUAUACAAGAUACGAGUGCCAAGGUUAUUGAAAAUGUAUUUUCUUUGUCCUCACCAAAUACAAGCCUUAACAAAUCGAGGACACUUUCUGAAAAAAGUAAUACAUCAAUUGAAAAUUAUGAUCCUUGUCCUGACUUCAAACCAAUAAUACCAUUGCCAGCAGAAGUUAAGGUUACCACAGGAGAAGAGGACGAAGAAGUAAUAUUUAAAGCUCGAGCAAAGCUCUUUAGAUUUACAGAUAAACAAUGGAAGGAAAGAGGAAUUGGAGAAAUGAAAUUGCUUAAGCACAAAAUAACUGGAAAAGUUCGUGUUCUUAUGAGAAGAGAACAAAUCCAUAAGAUUUGUGCCAAUCACGUUAUAUUACAUGAAAUGGAAAUAAAGCCUAUGAAAAACGAAACUAAGGCUUACUUUUGGUGCGCAAAUGAUUUUGCCGAAGAAACUGUAAUAUUAGAAAAAUUCUGCAUUCGGUUUAAAACCGCGGAUAUAGCAAAAGAUUUUUAUGAGACCUUUGAAAAAGCACGACAAGCAGCUGCUAAUAAUGCAAACAAAGAUGUUACUGAUAGUAAAAGAGACGUAUUAGCUAAACCUACAUCUACAAUUAAAGACAACAUUGAAAAAUCAGAAUCAAAUAAAACAGUAGUUGGUGGUUUUACCUUCUCUUCAACGCCAACGUUCAAGCCACAAAACAGUGACCAAAAUUCGAGUAAAACAUUUCAAACUCCUGAAAGUAAAGUCAAUGUUUUUAGUGGCAUAACCUUUAAAACGAAUAAUUCGUCCUUACAAAACGUUUUUACUACUUCUAGCACUUCAACAGAAUCUAAAAAACCAAUAGACAACAAUGUUAGCACUGUUAACAAAUUAAAUAGUUCUGACACGGUAGAAGAAUAUGAACCUAGCGUUGAUUUUAAACCUGUAGUACCUUUGCCAGCUUUAAUUGAUCAAAAGACAGGAGAAGAAGAAGAAAAUAUUGUUUUUGAGCAUAGGGCUAAAUUAUUGCGAUUCGAUACUGCUACCAAGGAAUGGAAAGAACGAGGACUUGGUAACAUAAAAAUUCUUGAGCAUAAAGUAAACAAAAAAGUCCGUUUGUUGAUGAGAAGAGAACAGAUAAUGAAAAUAUGCUGUAAUCAUGUUGUUACAAAAGAAAUGAAUUUCCAAAAAAUGCCCAACAUGGAUAAAGCAGUUACUUGGUGCGCAAAAGAUUUUUCAGAUGGAGAGUUAGUUGGAGAAACUUUCUGUUUGCGGUUUAAAACUGUUCAAGCAUGUGAUGAUUUCAUAAACGCAGUUAAAAAUGCUCAAUUUAGGAGCGGUGAUGGAGCAAAAGCAGCUAAAGAAGAAGAAAAUGCUGCCAAAGUUGCAGCAUCAACUUGUGAGCCUCUAACAUCGCAGAGCUCCGUGAGUAAUGUAAGUAAUUGGGGUGAUAAAUUUAAACCUAAAGCUGAUUCUUGGGAGUGCAGUGUAUGUAUGAUACGUAAUGAUGCUUCUAAAGAUAACUGUAGUGCGUGUAGCACUCCUAAAGACCCUAAAAGCUCAGAAAAAUCCAAGGCAACUAAUGAAAACACAGUAUCAAAGUUUAAUUUUGGCAUAAAACCAAGUAAUGACAAUACACCGAAUGUGAUUCCCAAAUGGGGUGAUCAGUUUAAGCCAAAAGAGGGUACCUGGGAAUGUCAACAAUGUUUGGUAAGAAACGAUGGAAAUAUAGAUACUUGUAGUGCUUGCAAUAGUCCAAAGGAUCCUUUAAAAGUUAAAAAUGAAUCAAAAUCAUUAUUCAGCAAUAUAUCCGGGCCUAAAUUUUCAUUUGGAAUACCGCCAGAUGCUAAUAAUACCCCAUCAAAAGACCCAAAAACAGGAACAUUUUUUGGAACACAGACAAACCAAAAGUUUUCAUUUGGAAUACCUCAAAGUACACCAGCUAGUCCUGCCCAACAAACAAAUGGAAACAUAUCAGUUGGUGAUAAAGAAACUCAAAGAAAGCCAGCUUUACUAGAGACACCUAAAGGUAUUAAACCUAUUAUGGAGACAACAAAAGUUACUCCCUUUGGUGAAAAUAAGGGAGCUUUUGAUUUUUCAUUUACUCCUAAAACUUCAUCAAAAGGUAAAAGUCCAGCAAAGACCCCCGCAACAGAUAAAGAUGACGAUAGUGAAAAUGAAUAUGCAUCAGAAGAUGAAGGACACCAUAUUCAUUUCAGCCCUGUGAUUUUGGUGCCAGAUAAGAUUCAAGUUGUAACUGGAGAAGAAGACGAGGAAGUUAUUUAUGCUCAUAGAGCUAAAUUGUACAUAUUUGCUACAGGAGAAUGGAAGGAGAGAGGAAUUGGCACUGUGAAAAUAUUGAAACAUAAAAAUACUGGAAAACUAAGGGUACUUAUGCGACGUGAACAAGUUUUUAAGAUUUGCCUCAACCAUAGCUUGACCCCAGACAUAUUAUAUAAAGAAAAAGAUGAGAAAACGUGGAUAUUUGCAGCAAAUGAUUUUAGUGACGAAGAACUAGUCAUGUCGAAGUUCUGUCUUAGAUUCAGUAAUAAGGCAAUAGCACAGGAAUUUAAAAUUGCUGUUGAUAACGCACUAGGUAAUAAUUCGGAAGUAAAAACUGGUAAAGCAGUUCAAGAUUCUGAUGAUGUAGUAUUCGUUUCUGAGAUUCAAGCCACUUCAGAAGAAAAGAAAAAAGCCAAAGAUCUAAUGCUACCUGAAAAUUUUUACACAUAUAAAAACAAAUUUCCUUGCCAAGGUUGUCGCGGAUGUGAGGAUUCCGAUAGUAAAACAGACGAAGAAAAAGAAUCCUCUACUAAAGGCGACUCCGCCUCAGAACCUAAAAUAUCAUCUACCAUUACCCCCUUAAAGGUACCAAUGUCAGCUUUCCAAAGUCCAGCUAAUUCCAUUUAUGGUACUCCUACUAACUUAGGAGACAAAACAGUUGACACAACCAUAUUCCGUACUCCAAUGCAAUAUAACAAAAGCGAAACCUCUUCUGCCAACAGUACAGGAAGUGAAGUUGAAAGUGAAUCAACAUUUUCUGAGGCUACUGGUAUGAGUGGCACAUUAUUAGGAUCUAAUAAAAAAGAUACUUUAAAUACUAAAUCUCCAUUAACACAACCAAAAUUCACAUUAGAAAAGUCUGCAUUUGGGGAAAGCAAAACGCCAAAUGCUGAAGACAAAACCUUACUUAGCAGUCAGAAGCCACUUUUUGGAGAAAACAAACAAACAUCAGGAGAUAACAAUAAAUCGAUAUUCGGAGAUAACAAACCUAUAUUCGGUCAAAAUACAUCAAUUUUUGGACAAAGCAAAGCAAUAUUUGGAGAAAAUAAACCAUCAUUAUUUGGUGACAGUAAACCUAUAUUUGGUGACAAUAAACCCGUAUUUAGUGAAAGUAAACCCGUAUUUGGCGAAAAUAAACCUGUAUUUGGUGAAGGUAAACCAGUAUUUGGUAAUAAUAAACCAAUAUUUGGAGAAAACAAACCAAUUUUUGGUGAAAACAAACCCAUAUUUGGCGAAAACAAACCAAUCUUUGGUGAAAACAAGCCAAUUUUUGGAGACAACAAACCCUUUGGUGAAAGCAAACCAGUAUUUGGCGAAAAUAAACCAAUAUUUGGUGGAAACCAACCAGUAUUUGGCGAAAAUAAACCAGUUUUUGGUGAAAAUAAAUCAGUUUUUGGACAAAACAAUACUAGUGAAUCCAAACAAUCCACAGAAGAACCGAAAGCAGUCUUUGGUGGCGCUAAAACAAUUUUUGGAGAAAACAAAUCAAUUUUUGGUGAAACUAAGUCGAUAUUUGGGGAAAAGUCUGUUUUUGGAGAAAGCAAACCGAUUUUUGGUGAAAAUAAAUCAAUUUUUGGAGAAAAUAAAACAAAUAAUUCGGGCACUACGAACAAAUUUAAUUUUGCUACAAAUUCACAAGACGACAAAGUUACUGGAUCAACUAAUGUAUCUAUUUUUAACACUACUAACAAUCCUGCGAAUAUAUUUAGUGGCGCCGCUCAAAAAACUGCCCUUAACUUCUCAAAGAAAGACGAAAACCAAUUGGAUUCAUCAAAAUCUAUUUUCGGCGCAACGAAUCAAUUUUCAUUCGGAAGCACACCCGAGCAGAGUAAAAUUGAACCCAAAGCUAGCUCUGCAAGUGAGACUAAGAGCACAGAAGCACUACCCCUAAAAGUUGAUUCAUCGCUAAGCUUCGCGGUAUUAUCGUCGGGUUCUGAAGGAUUCGGAGGAAAAAAAUCUAACUUCCAGUGGGAAGGGGCGGGUCAACCGCUUUUCGGUGGCGCGCAGAAGCCCGCAGGCGAUAAGUCUGCGAAUGACAGUGCAGCUGACGAGUCCGCGCCCGCUGCAACAGAAGAAGAGUACGACCCUCAUUACGAACCAAUUGUUCCCUUACCUGAUGAGAUCGUCGUAACUACAGGCGAAGAAGAUGAGGAAAAACUGUUCAGUCAACGCUGUAAAUUAUAUCGAUUUGAUGACAAAACAAAGGAAUGGAAAGAGAGAGGAGUUGGAGAACUGAAGAUACUGUAUCAUCCUGGAAGGAAAAGCUAUAGAUUACUUCAGCGAAGAGAACAGGUACACAAGCUGGUGCUGAACAUGCUGCUGUUCAUGGAUCUGGAGCUGCUGCCGAUGAAGAACUCGGACCGCGCGUGGACGUGGGCGGGCCGCAACUACGCCGACGCCGCCGGCGAACAAGAGACCCUGGCCGUGAGAUUCAAGACGCCAGAACUCGCCACCGCCUUCUACGAUAAAGUGCAGGAGUGUAUACACAAAUUACAAGUGGCUGCCGCGGAAGCUAUAAGGAAAGAGAAAGAGGAAAAAGAAAGUGAGAUGAAGACUGUAACGCCUCUACGUAUGCCGAAGCAUUUACAGAGCUCGGCGAGGGCGGACGACGCAAUCGCAGCUAAGAGUGUGCAGCCAUUCGCGGAAACUGAACAAAAACACGAACCCCAGGUGCAGUUCGACCUGAACCAAAGUCAAGAAGACCACGACCAGUAUGAGUACGAAAAUUACGGCGACGAAGAUUAUAAUGAUUAUGAGGAGUACGAUCACAAUGAGAACUCCGAUGAGUACUACAAUGAGGAGGAGGAAGGUGAGAUGUACUCGUUCGGUAAAUCCGUGCUAGUGCGGAACGGCGUGGAGUCAGUCUGUGAUGCGAGCCACAUAGAAGUGACGUAUGACCAAGAAGCCGGGCUUUCAAAGGUCAUCGUAACCGACGCCAACACUGGGGAGAUUCUGGCCACUCUACGUAUCGAGGUCGAUACAGAAUUUACGCUGAGCGACAACGUGUGCUCGUGGUCGGGUGUCGACCUCACCACCCACAACCCCGUGGAAACAACCGUCAAGAUCGAGUUCAAUGAUAGCGACAAGGCAAUGGAAUUCUACGACUAUUGUGAAACUAGUAAAGCUGGGACAUACACAGUAGAAAAUGAAUCGUAAGCGACUGUCUACUGCUUUAGUUACGUAAGCUUUCUUUGUUUAUAUUAUUGGAGUGUUAAAUUAUAGUGCAUGAUAUUAAUAUGUUUUCCAAUUCCCAAUUCCAAGAUUUUCAUGUUAUGACACGUUUUGUUUUUAAAACUGUUCAAAUUGUAUCAAUACCUGUAAAUACUAUUUAAUUAGAAUGGGCUUGAAAAACUAUUAGACUAGAGUAUAAGUAAACAAGCUUAAAGACAAAAUCGAAAGUUGUGCCACAUUUUCUUUUUAUUUCAUGUCUAUAAGACUAAGUUCGUUUUUUUCUGCCUAGGGCUAGUUCUAUAUUAAGAAAAUUUUGUUUUUGUUCAUAAAAAAGAAAUCAGUCAACACUACCAGUAUGAU
This is a messenger RNA of Aricia agestis (brown argus), 9483 nucleotides long. Its product is annotated as E3 SUMO-protein ligase RanBP2-like. The transcript is spliced from 12 exons. Gene Ontology annotation, cellular component: nuclear pore; cytoplasm. The coding region runs from base 157 to 9108 and encodes 2983 amino acids. NCBI's taxonomy places the organism in Eukaryota, Metazoa, Arthropoda, Insecta, Lepidoptera, Lycaenidae. Gene Ontology annotation, biological process: intracellular transport. Gene Ontology annotation, molecular function: protein binding; GTPase activator activity. The record is from RefSeq and is a predicted model, not a curated record.